CGCCCCCUGACGCGCCUAUACAGGGGGCGGUUCCGCGCGCGCCCGCCUAGAAGGAGCCGGACCGCGGGGCUGGGGGCAGCUAGCUGUGCUGCGACGCCCGCGGGAAGAUGAACGGGACGCGGAACUGGUGUACCCUGGUGGAUGUGCACCCGGAGGGGCAGACCGCGGGCAGCAUGGACAUUCUCAGACUGGCUCUCCAGAGUGAACUGACAGGAGAUGAACUUGAACACAUAGCCCGGAAGGCAGGCGGGAAGACCUAUGCCAUGGUGUCUGGCUGCUCCACCAGUCAUUCUCUGGCCUCAGAACUGGUGGAGUCCAGUGAUGGACAUGAGGAGAUCAUUAAGGUGUACUUGAAGGGGAGGCCUGGAGACAAGAUGACCCAUGAGAAGAAUAUUAACCAGCUGAAGAGUGAGGUACAGUACAUCCAGGAGGCCAGGAACUGCCUGCAGAAGCUCCGCGAGGAUAUAAGUAGCAAGCUCGACAGAGACCCAGGAGAGUCUCCCCACACACAGGAGAUACAGGUGCUGCUAGAAAAGCCAAACGGCUUUAGCCAAAGCCCCAGGACCGGGUACAGCAGCCCCCCUGAGGUGGACACCUAUGUAAAUGAAGAUGCCAAGAGCUUGAGGAAGACCGUGAAGGACUUGCUAGCCAAGCUGCGGGAGGCUGAUUGGCAGCACCAGUCAGACCGUGUGGCUUUUGAGGUCACACUCAGCCAAUACCGGAGAGAGGCAGAGGAGAGCCAGGAAGCCCUGCAGAGAGUGGAGGACCGACUGGAGCAGAAGGAGAUGGAAGCGGGCGAGCUGCAGAGGCGCCUGUCGGGGAUGGAGACGGAGCAUCAGACCUUACUGGCGAAGGUCAGGGAAGGGGAGACAGCCCUUGAGGAACUUCGGAGCAAGAAUGCUGACUGCCGAGCAGAACAAGAAAAGGCUGCUUCCCUGGAAAAGGAGGUGGCUGGGCUGCGGGAGAAGAUUCACCACCUGGAUGACAUGCUGAAAAGCCAGCAGCGGAAAGUCCGGCAGAUGAUAGAGCAGCUCCAGAAUUCAAAAGCUGUGAUCCAGACAAAGGACACCACCAUCCAGGAACUCAAGGAGAAAAUUGCCUACCUGGAAGCAGAGAACUUAGAGAUGCACGACCGGAUGGAACACCUGAUAGAGAAACAAAUCAGCCAUGGCAACUUCAGCACCCAGACCUGGGCCAAGACAGAGAAUGUGGGCAGCGUCAGGAUAGCCAAGCCUCCCAGCCCUAAGCCCAUGCCUCUCAUCCGAGUGGUGGAAACAUGAAGUGAUGAAGACUGAUGCCGCCUCUCGCCUGUGGAGAAGCCUCUCUAGCCUGUUAGCACUGACUCUGGGUUCCUGACUGUUACCUGGCUGCACUCGGGGCUUGGGGCAGUGCCCCACCGUCCCCCAAACUCCUGUCUUCUGAGUGCUGGGUGGAUGGAGGAUGAGCGCCUCCUCCGGACACGGCGGCCCUCGGGAGGACGCAUCCUGCUGGCAGAAGCCGGGGCGGUGCCCUUGUUUCCAUAGUUACUAUUUUUCUCUUAACAGAGCCUCCCUUCUGUUGUACACUGGAGUUCAGCUGGCCCUGAAGCCAGGCCCUCUUCCGGUCAGGAGAGCUGAAGAGGUGACAAGACUUGCCCCAGCCCUAGAAGCUGGAGGCACAGGUGUCCAUAGUGAUUGGAGAGUGUCCUGGGGGAACAAAGUUCCUUCCGCAAACACAGCUCAGUGCUUAGCAACAAACUGUUUUUCCUCCUUGAUCCACCCUCAGCUUCUGCUGACCAGGCCUCCGUCAGGUAGACUGCGGGCUUCCUCAGCCCUGACGGGCCAGCCUGUCAUUCUGGGGAGGAGGGAAUGUACCUUCAGGAAGUACCUUUUAGCAGAGAUUCUGUAGGGCCCGGAGAGCUCCGUGUGACAGAAUCUUUUAGGGCCGUUCCCCUGAGAUUCAGUACAAAGCACACCCCAGCCUUCUCGACUGACUCAGAGCCUAAAAACUGUUUUCACUGGCUUACAUCUAUCUCAGCAAAACUCUCUUUGUAUUUAUUUUGCUAAGUUAUUGGUGUUUUUGCAUCUGUCUCACGACGGAGGCAGUCCUAGAGUUCUGCAGCCUUCUCUUGCUGCGUUUAGGUGUGCUUGACACUGGGAAGAGUGUCUUGACAUUGGCCUUCAUUUCAGAAUGACAUUGUUAGAAAGCUUUCUCUCACUUUCCUCUGCCUGCUUCUUUUCCCCUUUCGCCUCCAUACCUGACUGUACCUCCAGAAGGCACGUACAUGUCCCCUGUGGCAGCCGGUCUGCAUGCAUGUUGUUUGGGGAAAGAGGGUGGUCAGGACUCUUGGGGAGGAAUUGAAUUCUUCCCCUGACCCCCUCUGAUCCUCUGCUUCGUAGUCGGUCUAUUUUCCUGGCUUUGAAUCACCCUGCCACGCACGGUGUUUUCUUUAGGGUCCUUCCUGCAGCCUCAAGAAGGAGCUAAGCAUCAGAAUAUGGUACCGUAGGAUGCAGAGAAAUUAAAAAUCAACAUAGAUUAAGUCUUUAGGUUCUAUUUGGCUCAAACCGGGAAGCCUUAAGUCCGUGUGUCUGCAUUAUUUGCUGGCCUGUCCAUAAUGGCUUUCAGGUUUCUUUGUGCUGUUCUUUCAUUUAUAAAACAAGGGGUUCAGACCGGAUGGUCAUCAUGGGCCUUUCCAGUUCUGAUAUUUGUCCUGUGGCCUAUUCUUUGUAUGGUGAAUUCAAUAAAUUAUGUUAAUGUGUCUA
Molecule: messenger RNA, 2741 nt
Organism: Hipposideros armiger (great roundleaf bat)
Lineage: Eukaryota; Metazoa; Chordata; Mammalia; Chiroptera; Hipposideridae
Gene: TUFT1
Product: tuftelin 1
Exons: 13
Coding region: 108-1280 (390 amino acids)
Biological process (GO): intracellular signal transduction
Cellular component (GO): I band; intracellular anatomical structure
Source: RefSeq, a predicted model, not a curated record